This is a messenger RNA of Helobdella robusta, 576 nucleotides long. RefSeq lists its product as hypothetical. The record is from RefSeq and is a predicted model, not a curated record. NCBI's taxonomy places the organism in Eukaryota, Metazoa, Annelida, Clitellata, Rhynchobdellida, Glossiphoniidae. The coding region runs from base 1 to 576 and encodes 191 amino acids. The transcript has 3 exons.
AUGCUGGGGUGCACUGGCUAUGAGGCGCGUCCCCAGAAGAAGACAACGGUGAAAGAGGCGAAAGAUCCUAGGACAACGGCAUCAUCAGCGGAUAAUCUUCUAUUCCAAAUCAACUGCCUUGUGGAACAUAGACCUUUGACUCAAAGGCUAGGUGCAUUGCUUAUACAGUGCUCCCUUGGGCACGAGAUAAACUGCAACCGCACUGCCUUAUGCGCUUCCAGCAAAAAGGCUAGGCCCACAGCUUAUAACUGCUCCAUAGAGAUCGUCGACAUGCUGGAAAGGCGAAGAGUUGACAUCUGUUCUCUGCAGGAAACAAGAUGGAAAUCAAAUGGUGUCCCUCUCAUUGGGAGUUACAAGUUGUUCUGGAAUAGCCAAAAGACAGCCAAAAUGGAAUGGGAAUCUUCAUACGGGAACAACUGGCAGAAAAUGUACUGGAAGUUACUCUCAAAUCAGCUCACGAAACUCAGAAUUGGAAACCAGGCUCUGACAAUUUUCUCUGCAUAUGCACCACAGACCGAUGAAUCUGAAAAUGCCAAAAAUGACUUCUGGAACACACUCUCAGAUGCCGUCAGGUAA